GCUGAAACUCGAGACUCCCCUGCUAGAAAAAAACACAAAACAAAACAAUAGAAACUCUCAUAGAAUUGGUAAUGGUUUUAAUGGUUACAAUGGGAAUUAUAUUGGUUUUAAUGGAAACUGUAAUGGUCCCUCUGGGUUGCCUUCUACUGGUGGCAUGAUAUGUCUAUUGGAUACCAUUAAGGACCAAUACCGGCAAUGGUAAUGGUUGUAACGGUUAGCUGAUGGUUUGUAAUGGUAUUUGUAGAGGAAAAUGUUAGAAUUUUUGUGAUGGCUUCUAUUGUUUGGUUGUUGUUGCUUUUUUUCAGAUGGUUUCUAUUGUUUUUUUUUUUUUUUCAUAUCGAAAGUUAUCUUUCCAUAACUGUUAAAGAAAUCUCCUUCCACAAAGCUUCACAAUUUCAGUGAUUACACAGUAGAGUUUGCAUCCAUUUACGUGAAAGUCCCAGUGUUCUAUAGUUUCUACAGUACUAUACGAUCGAGCGCAUUAAUAUGAGAGUGCGAUUCGCCUUGCAGCCGGAACUACUGUCAGAGCUGCUGGUCCAGACAGAAUUCCACAUUAGGGUUCAGACCGUCCGUAUACAUACACAAAUACCGUGUUUUUCUGUGGAAUUUUACCCAGUUAUUAGUCAGUUAUUAUUAAAACAGCAGGACUUCAUGUUAAAGUAACCUGACAGAAAACCCCAUCACUCCUGUGGAAGAGUAUGGAGAUAUCAAAGGCUGCCACGCCCUCUUUCAGGGUUGCCAAAAGGAGCUGGUUUUUUAUUCAUCUAUUAAUUUAUUUAAAACGAGUUCGUCUAUUUCAAAUGUCGUUCCCUUGUUGAAUGUUUCUGGGUGUGUUUAUAUGAGGUGACGGUAGCACUUCGGAUGAUAUUAAAGUGAACCGAAGAACGGUUUAAAAAAGCGGAUUAAUGGUGCGGGGAUUCAUAGCAUUCUGGCAACCCGGAUCUUCACUCUGGGGUUUGCACGCGCGCUGAGCGUGUCAUCCUCGGGGUAAAUCUGUCUGGAGUGACCAGCGCGCGCGUGUACGCAUGUGCCAGCUGUGUGUCAGCUGUUUGACUGAAAUGACUUUGAGUUGUGUUGAUAUUUGUCAUGUUCACAACAUCACCUGUUAGUGGAUCGAAACGCGCCGAGCCGUGAGAGCUGGUACACCGGUACAGAUGGCCAAGAGGAGCACUCUCUUCAUCCGGAUCGUGGAAGGCAAAAAUUUGCCCAUCAAGGAUAUAACCGGAAGCAGUGACCCAUAUUGCAUCGUGAGAAUUGACAACGAGGCCAUUAUAAGGACAGCAACAAUAUGGAAGACGCUGUCGCCUUUCUGGGGAGAGGAAUACAAUGUCCACGUUCCACCUUCCUUUCACACCGUAUCCCUGUAUGUGAUGGACGAGGACAAUCUCAGCCGUGAUGACGUCAUCGGAAAGGUUUCCAUCAGCAAAGAGGCGCUCAGUGUGAAACCACAAGGUCUAGAUGGCUGGAUGAACCUGACUGAGAUAGAUCCCAAUGAGGAGGUUCAGGGAGAGAUUCACCUGCAGAUCUCAGUGCUGGGGGACGGCGACGUGCCGCGCAAACUGCGCUGUCGAGUUCUGGAGGCCAGAGAUCUGGCCAAAAAAGACCGCAACGGAGCGUCGGAUCCAUUUGUCCGAGUCAGAUAUAAUGGCAAAACCCACGAAAGUGCAGUGGUGAAGAAGUCUUGCUAUCCACGCUGGAACGAGAGUUUCGAGUUCGAGCUGGACGACACUCUGGCCGACAGCCUGCUCAGCGUGGAGGUGUGGGACUGGGACCUGGUGAGCAGGAACGACUUCCUCGGAAAGGUCCUGUUCAACAUCAACAGGCUUCAGUCGGCGCAGCAAGAAGAGGGUUGGUUUCGCCUGGGGCCUGACAAACCCAAACACAGCCAGUACGAAGGUACUCUGGGCUCCUUGCGGCUGCAGCUGCGGCUCAGAGAUGAGACGGUCCUGCCAUCCAGCCAUUACCAGCCGCUCACCGAAUUACUGUGCCGGUCCGUCGAGACUCACCUCAACGGCAACUGGCCUGACCUGAUCAUGCUAAUCGACGAGACCACGACGUCCGAGAACAGACAGGAAGUAGCCACUAACCUGGUGAAGCUCUUCCUGGGUCAAGGACUCAUCAAGGAGUUCCUGGAUGUGCUUUUCAAACUGGAGCUGGAAAAGAAUACCGAACCCAACACCUUAUUCAGGAGCAACUCUUUAGCUUCCAAGUCAAUGGAGUCCUUUCUAAAGGUGGCCGGGAUGCAGUAUCUCCACAGGCUUCUGGGCCCCAUCAUCAAUCGCAUUUUUGAGGAGAAGAAGUACGUGGAACUGGACCCUAACAAGGUGGAACUGAAAGAAGCUGGUUGCACGGGACUGCAUCGUCUGCAGACGGAAGCCGAUGUGAUCCAGCAGAGCUCCAGCCUCCUCCAGUCGUACCUGUCCGAGCUGAUGGCUGCCAUCCUGCAGUCUUCCUCCUACUGCCCGCUGCUCCUCUGCCAGGCCUUCCAGCAGCUCUACCAGCGAGUACAAGCUCGUUUCCCAGACCCAGAGUACAGGAAAGUCAAGUUCAUUGCUGUGACCAGCUUCCUGUGUCUGCGCUUCAUUUCUCCUGCGAUCAUGUCGCCUAAGCUCUUCCACCUGAGGGAGAAACACGCCGAUGCCCGCACCAGCCGCACUCUUCUGCUCCUGGCUAAAGCUGUUCAGACCAUUGGCAAUCUGGACACACUGGUGUGUUGCUCCAAGGAGCCGUGGAUGGUGCCACUGCAGCCUGCUAUCCAGCAAGGCAUCGCCCAACUCAAAGACUUCAUCACCCGCCUGGUCAGCUGCCAUGACUCGGAAGAUCUCGGUUUGCAAACUCGUAUGAGUCUCCAGUGUGGCUCCAUGGAAAAAGAAGGCUUCCUCCUCCUGCACAAGACCAAAGACAAGUGCAUUCUCAUGACCUCUCCCUUUAAGAAGUAUUACGUCACGCUCAGCAAAGACAUGCUGUCUUACUCACGGGCUCAGCACUCCAAGAAGAGCUCGUCCAUCUUCCUGCCCAAGAUCCGUGCGGUGGAGAAGGUAGAGGAGAAGUGCUUCGGCAGUGCCAAUGUCAUGCAGAUCAUUUCGAGCGAGGACUCCGGGCAGCAGGAGACACUCUACCUGGACUGCAAGAGUGUGAAUGAACUGAACCAGUGGCUCUCGGCUUUACGGAAAGCCUGCAGUCACAACACCAACACCAUGAGCUGUUAUCAUCCCGGGAUCUACAAAGCUGACAGAUGGAGCUGCUGCCACCAAAAGGAGAAAACAGACCCAGGCUGCGAUAAGACCAGACAUGGUGUCACCCUACAGGAAUGGUACGACCCACUGGAUCCAGACCUGGAAGCUCAGCUGAUUUACCGCCACCUGAGCAGCGUCCAACACGCCAUGAGGGAUAAAUAUUAUGAACUGAUAAAGCAAGAAGCUGACGACGCAGGCGCUGACCAAGAUCCGAAGAAGGCGGACGGUAUAACGAGACUUUUCGAGAUUCUCCGAGAUCUGCACGACGCUCACGCGGCAGUAGAAGAGGAGGAACGUUUGAAAAACAAGAACGUUUUCCUCGAGUUACAGACUUAACCAGAGGCUCCCAAAACGAAAGACAGGAAGAUGUUCGAUACUGCGUCCCACACUGACUUCAUUUCCAGGGUUUACGAUGUGAACCUGCUAAACUCAAAUGCACAGCAAGUCCAAAUUUUGGAAAGGUUUGAGAGCAGGUUUGCUUUCCAUGGUUGUUGUUUGAGGUAAACGAGUUUACAUAAUUAGUGGGCUGCCUUUUGAAAGCUCAUGUGCGUCCAGGGUAGGUCAAACAGCAUGUAGUGCAUAUUUUACAUGAGUGUAUAAGUGUUACAGAUUAAUAAGGUCAUGAGUGCGAAGGCGUGAGUUUUGGCUGGUUGUUCUUGCUUAUAGGCACUUUAUCACGCUCGGUAUUUUAUCAUUGUGUUAUAUAAUCAUGCACGCAUGAUAUUUUUUCCUUUGUAAAAUAGCAGAGGCCACAAGUUUACAGUAUACUCUCAUUUUUUAAAAUAUUACGCUUCCUGUAUACCAUUUUUAUGUUGUUGUUUUUUGUUUUUUUUUUGCAAUUCUGCGCUAUUUAUUCAUGUCCCGAUCUCUUAUUGACUCACAGAAAUUCAUGCUGUGUCUGAGGUCUGCCACAGCAUCAAUUUGACCAAUUAGCCACGUUAUCGAUGGCUUCUUGAUCCACUCCGGUCUCUAUUCAAAUGUGUAGGUGCAAGACUGAUCAAUACUUCAACCCCUGAAGUUGGAAAGGUGGUGGAGAUGUGCAUCACCAUGAAGGAGUCAUUGUUUUGGGGGGUUUCCACGCCCCCCCCGGUUGUUUGUUCAUAAGGGGCAUGUAAUUUCAUCUACAAAAAAAAAAAAAAUGGAAUUCUAAAAAGACGAAUAAAGUGUAAGUGUUGCGUGUAAGUGUUCUACAACAAACCCGACAAUCCCAGAUUUAAAGCGAAAUCAGCAAUCAGUACAGUUCAGCGCAAAAGUUUGCAUCCCCUAUGGUUUCUGGGUGCGGGGAGAAAAAAAAGUGUAAGUUUAUACGUCUGAGAAACUCAGUGUGCUGAAUAUCAUUGUGGAAUAAAUUUAAAUGAUUGAUUUUUGUCCUAAGCGUGUGCGAACGUUUGCACCCGACUGUAUGAAGUGGGAAAGAUUACAAUACAGUAUGGUACUGUAAUACAUGUCAGAUAUUACAAUCAAGGAAACUACAAUUUCAUAAAGUUAAUCAAUGAAGGCAAAUAUUGAAACAAUUGGUUCAACAAAAAAAGCCUACUGUUAACCUGACGUUAAAAAAAAUAAAUAAAAAUACGUGCACAUGAAUAGUGAAUUCUGUUGAAUUCACUGCUCAAAUCCGAUCCUUGUGAACGCUGUUGAUUCCCUUGCAUUCCCUCUGGACUCCCACCAAUGAACAGCUCAUAUUAUCUCCGCUUUAUUGACAGUAUUGCUAGUGAUGCGACACCCGGGAUCCUCCAUCUGCACUCAGUAUUGAUAUAAUCAAUCAAUUACUCAAAUCUCAAAGUAUAGAGUUUCUACUGUUGCCAUGCUUCAACUUGUCAAUUGUCAAUUUUGUAUAUUGUAUUAGUUAGUCCCAAACCAGUUUGUAUUAUAGACCUGUAUUUCUGAUUGUCUUUUAUAGUUUUGUUUUUUGUUAUGACACGAAUGUAAGAUACGGCGCCCUCUAGUAAUAUAGGCACCCUUGAUAAAUAUGAGCAAAGAAGGCCGGUCUUUAUUGUUUAACCUUUUGUCCAAAAAAAAAUUCACAAAAACACUUCGCUCUCAUGGAUAUCCAACAAUUGCAAACAAAACCCAGGUUUGCCAAAAAGCAGAGUAUUUUUGUGAUUUAAAAAAAAAAAAAAAAAAACGAAAGGUUAACCAAUAAAGACCAUUUUCACAGACUUCUUUGCUCAUAUUUACCAAGGGUGCCAAUAUUAGUGAAGCGCACUAUAUGAGGACCUUUUUUUUGUAGGGAUCAGCCUUGUUUUGUACACUAGAUGGCUCUGCAGCAUUGAAAUAUUUAUACUACAAACUGGGCCAUAGAAAUCUGUGAACCUGUAGAAGGUGUGAAAUAAUACAGCUAUUUAGAUUGAUGCAUUGAUUAGAAAUGUACACAAACUGACCCAUGAAAAAAUGAUUAAAUUGAAUUGAAAAGUGACACCCAUUCAAGCAAAAGUUCAGUGUUCAAAUUCAGUUAUCAGUUCACUUUGUCUUGUAGCAUAAUUUUGAAACUCAUCUGCUACAGUAAGCCUGCUUUUGUGAAGUACUCAUUUAUAAGCUUAUUAUAAAGUGUUGGGUAAUGAUGGCAGAAUAGAUACUUUCUGUAGGAUGAAUUAUGUGUAUGUGUCGGGACUAGGAUCCCAAAAAGUAGUUGUGUGGGUGGUUCGAUAUGAAGCUAGCAAGACAAAGAAUGUUCAUUAACAUAUGGUACAAGCAUAUAUAUAUAUAUAGGGUUGUGAGGUUGCCUGGAGCCUAUCCCAGGGAACUCGGGGCACAAGGCGGGGGACACUUUGGACUAACUUUCUGUUGAAGUGGUGGGAUUGGUCACAUUUUCUGUGAGAGCAUUGGUGGAAUGGUCAAAGUUUCUGUGGGAGUGGCUGGGAUUGGACAACUUUAUUGUGGGAAUGGACAAGAUUGGUGAAGAGUGUCUGUGGAAGUGGGCAGGAUUGGUAAAACUUUUAGUGGGAGCAGGCAUGAUUGAUCAAGAGUGUCUACAGGGGCAAGCCAGAUUGGUCAAGUGUUCUGCAGGACCUAGUGGGAUUAGUCAGGAUUGUCUGUAGAAGCAGGGAGAUUUGGUCAAACUUUCUGCAGGAGUGGGCAAGAUGUGUCAAGAAUGUCUAUGGGAGUGGGUGGAAUUGGUCAAACUUUCUGCGGAAGCAGGCGGGAUUGGUCAAAUUUUCAGUGGAAGCAGGCGGGAUUGGUCAAAUUUUCAGUGGAAGCAGGCGGGAUUGGACAAAUUUUCAGUGGAAGCAGGCAGGAUUGGUCAAAUUUUCAGUGGAAGCAGGCGGGAUUGGACAAAUUUUCAGUGGAAGCAGGCAGGAUUGGUCAAAUUUUCAGUGGAAGCAGGCGGGAUUGGACACAUUUUCAGUGUAAACAGGCGGGAUUGGUCAAACUUUCUGCGGAAGCAGGUGGGAUUGGUCAGAUUUUCAGUGGAAGCAGACGAGAUUGUCAAACUUACUGCACAAGCAGCUGGUAAAGAAUGCUUCUGGGAACAGGUAGGAUUGGCCAAAUUUCUACAAGAGCAGGCAAUAGUGGGAUUAAUAAAACAGUUUGGCGCACCUGUACUGUAAAUCACUUUAUAUAGCACAUUUUUCAUUUUUAAUCAAACAGCCUUUUUCGAUUAUAGUAAUAAUCUCCUGUCUUUUUGUUGUUAACACAAAACUGAGUAUUAAUUUGUACAGAACUGAGUCUGGUUAUGUCCAAAAUCGAAUACUAAAUAGGUAACAUACUAAACCUACUAUCUCAACAUACUAACGUUGUUUGGAACGGAGCCCGAGACUGCCUAAUAGUCCGUUGAAAGCAUUUUUAUUUGUUCUCAUAUUUUGCCUGGUUUUGGAGCUUGUAAAAGGUUCAUGAAGUAUAUAUGAGGUCACUUAUAAAUGGAGUUUAGACACUUAUAGGCACUGCUUGCCAAUAAGAAGGUUAUUGACCAGAAUGAAAACUGCCACAUGGGUAUGUAUUCGUGUGUAUGACGGCCAGUUAAUAAAUCUUUGUACUAUAUAAGCCUUGUGUUCUGUGUUUCAUAAAAAAGGAGCUGUUUAAGUGAAUCACUGUGUCUUACAAGCUGGAGGAGGAAUGCGUUUCCUGUUUACGCCUGUGAAAGUCCAUAUGUUUCACUCAUCGGCUUGCCCACGCAAAACAGACUAGCACACAGCCUGCUGUCGCGGGCUACUAAACAGUAGGUGUAUGUGUGGCCAUAGGUGGCAUAUUUUCACAAACUGUUUAGUACAGUAGUGUGCACAUUUCUAUGGAGUCCUACUCUCAGGCUCUGUGUUAUAGCCUACCAAGGCAGUGAGAGGUCUACAUAUAGCACAUACCUUGUCAGAAAUAAAGGCUGGAGAAGUUUGUACCUUUAUCUCCAAUGAUUUCUGGGUGAGAAAAAAAGGAAAAUGUACUUCUGUUUUACAAGUUCUAAAAAAAAUUAAAUAAAAAAUAAUGUUAAAAAAUUAAAUAUGGGUGUUUCCUGAAAGAAGACAACAAUCCAAAAGAUAUGUCAAGAUUAGGAGACAAAAAGGUUAGUCAAAGUUGAGUGACCCUCUCUGUUUCCAGACUCGAUCUGAAGAAAGCACUGGAAGAAAUUUGGCAGAGGUACGACAUGUAAGGAAUAAAACACUUAUUUAUAAUUAUGCCUCCUUUUUUCCCUCUUAAAGUUAAUAAGACAACGUUUCUGAAAAAGUCCUCUGUGCUAUCCAAGUUGGAAUAUUAAAAAAAAAAAAAAAGGUAUAGCUUUACCUCUGUUGGAUAAAUACCGGAGAUUCCUUCGACAAAUGCUAAAUCAAUGUCUCCUAACUGAACACUUUAAUCAUAUCAGUGAUUAAAAUCCAUUAUUAUAGAAAAUAUGACAUAUUAAAACAAGUGCAUGAAUAUACACCUUGCAGCUGGUCUGACUGUCAGAGCUGCUGUUACUGAAAAUGAAUCACCCUCUGACCAAUCAGAAUCAAGCAUUCAACAGUGCUGAGUAAAGAUUGGUCGAGCAUUCUGGGAAUUGGGUUGGGGAUGAAUUUAAAGGGACUGCAGCAGACAUUCUAGCAUACAUGAGAGUUGUCUAGAACCAAAAUGAUCUGAGGUGAACAUCCCAGUGCAUUAACCUGUGAGGGGCCAAAAAUUUGUACUGGCUCCCCUGUUUGAGGCUACCACCGUUAUGACAGUGUUGUAGCCUGAGCAUGGCUUAUAAAAAAAACAACAAAAAAAAAAACGGUAGCCCUUCUUUUGUGCCAGGUUAUAUUAACACUGUUGUUGGACCUAUAAUUCAUGCAUUUCCAUGUGUACGCUAAAAUGACUUGAAGAAUACAUGGAGUCAGGUACUGUAAUUAAACUGAGCAGGGGUGUUUCAAGUGACCUCAAAUUACAUCUCUCGGAGGUCUAUUACCCCAUGCAGUUUUAAUGAAUAAUAUCUACAUAGCUUGUUAUUGUGGAACCGCAUGAACUAUAUUUUAACUAAAUUUCUAUUAAAUAAAUCCAGUUCUGUAAGGUCAUUAUGUUUAUGUCCUUCUUCAACAGCCUUUUAGCUUGUUCUUGCCCCUUUUUGCCACCUCUUGGUGUG
This is a messenger RNA of Ictalurus furcatus (blue catfish), 8757 nucleotides long. RefSeq names its product RAS p21 protein activator 4 (gene rasa4). The coding region runs from base 1155 to 3572 and encodes 805 amino acids. The transcript is spliced from 21 exons. Gene Ontology annotation, molecular function: GTPase activator activity; phospholipid binding. NCBI's taxonomy places the organism in Eukaryota, Metazoa, Chordata, Actinopteri, Siluriformes, Ictaluridae. The record is from RefSeq and is a predicted model, not a curated record. Gene Ontology annotation, biological process: negative regulation of Ras protein signal transduction; regulation of GTPase activity; intracellular signal transduction.